ACGAAGGGAUCAUACUCUGAAUCAGAAGGAAUGCAAUGUAAUGGAGCUUUAACAGAGGAUGAUGCACAAGGCUCUUUAUCUUCCCGAGCACAGAGCACUGCCUGCCCUGCUGCCAUCCAGACACCGCACAGUUUGUGACGCUCCGGCUGCCGACAGCCAGGCAAGACUCCAGUCCAGCUCACACACAAAUCUGCACCAGGUUUGAAAAAUCACUCAGACCUGCUGAAGUAAAACCUUAACAAGAACAACUGCCUUCCAAAUCAAAGUCUGCAGGGAGCAGGCUGCUGAGGGCCACUGGAAAUGAUGGGCUGUGGUGGGCUCGGUACUGCUGAUAUCACCUUAAUGCUGGAGAUAAGGAGAAAGCCGUGAGGAUCAGCACCAGAAGAGACAACUUGUCAGAGGAUGUCCCAUCAGGAUGAAUAUGGCUCAUUCAAGAAUUAACUCUCUAUUCAUCUUCUACCUCAGUUUUUUGCUGCUCCUCCACUUAAAAAAUUCACUUUCCAUGAGAAAUGAUUCCAGGUGCCUGUCAAACUCCUGCCAAAAGAACUCUACAUGCAUUACUGAUCAUAAAGACGAUAUUUGCCGUUGUAUGGACACGUCACUCGGCACUACAGAAGAACUCUGCAAUAAAACCUCUGAUCCUUGCUCCUCAAACCCUUGUCUUCAAAAUGCUACCUGUUUAAGUUCUGCUGGAAACCUCAGUUUCACUUGCGAGUGCCCAGAUGGGUACAAUGGGACCACUUGUGAAAUAGCCAUCAGUAAGUGUGACACAAACCCCUGUGAGCACGGAGGCACGUGCCUUGAUGGCCUGGCCAAGCCCACCUGCCUGUGUCGCACAGGAUUCACAGGUACACGCUGCGAAAUGGAUGUUGAUGAGUGCAGCUCAGGACCAUGCCACAACGGAGCAGUGUGCAGGGAUGGGAUUGAUGAAUAUUCCUGCUACUGUGUCCCAGGCUACCAAGGCAAGCACUGCGACCUGGAGGUGAAUGAAUGCAUGUCAGACCCGUGCCUGAAUGGGGCAACGUGCCUCAACCUUAUAGGAAGGUAUUACUGCAUCUGUCCCCUUGGGUACACAGGCGUCAACUGCGAGCUGGAUGUGGACGAGUGCCAGUCCCGGCCGUGCCAGAACGGCGCCACCUGCCGCGACGCUCCGGCCGCCUUCUCCUGCUUGUGUCCGCCCGGCUUCCGCGGCGCCCUCUGCCAGACGGACGUGGACGAGUGCGCCAGCAGCCCCUGCCUGCACGGAGCGCAAUGCACCGACCGGCCCGGGGGGUACAGCUGCAACUGCACCGGCACUGGGUUCAUGGGCCUGCACUGUGACACCGCUGUACCCCCGUGCUGGUCACAUCCAUGCUACAACAACGCCACAUGUGAGGACAGUGCUGAUGGAUACAUCUGUCACUGCUGGCCAGGCUACACCGGCUCCCACUGCGAGACCGACAUCAGCGAGUGCAGCAGCGCGCCGUGCGCCGCGGGCCGCUGCCUGGAGCGCUCCUGGGCCACCCGCUACGGCCACGAACCUGCGCUGCAGCCGCCCUUCCGACACGACAGCGCCGAGGGCUACGUGUGCGACUGCCCGCCGGGCAUCCGCGGUAUUCACUGUGAUGAAGACAUCAAUGAAUGUCACAUGAACCCUUGCCAAAAUGGUGGCAUCUGUGAGAACUUUCCUGGGAAUUACACUUGCCAUUGCCCACCUGCAGACAAAGAAGGGAUUUUUUAUGGCGGCUGGAACUGCACAGAAAUCCUCCAUGGCUGUAAUGAUCAACAAUGCCAAAAUAAUGGAAUAUGCAUCCCACAUUUAAAAAAUGGCCAUCACGGAUUCAGCUGCAUAUGCUCACCUGGAUAUACUGGAAUACACUGUGAAACUAUAACUACAUUUUCUUUUCAAGGAAAUGGUUUCCUUUGGUUGAAGAAUCCCACAACCACUAAAGAGGAAUCUUCCUAUAAUAUAAACCUGAGGUUUCAGACUGUGCAACCGACAGCCUUUCUGUUUUACCGAGGGGAGAAAGACACAUUUGUGAAGCUGGAGUUACUGAAUGGCUACUUACAUUUGUCCGUGCAAGUCAAAAACCAGCCACGGGCUCUUUUGCAUAUUUCACAUAAUGUCAGUGAUGGAGAAUGGCAUUCAGUGGAGGUAACCUUGGCAAGAGCUGUUACUCUUAAUUUACUUGACAGCUCUUGUGCAGAAUCAUGUGUCAAUAAAACUUCUGCUAUGAUAGAUAAUGAUCACGUGAGGCUUGCAUUUCAGAGCACAUUUUUGGGCAGCUUACCAGUGGGGAACAUUAGCAGCAGCUCUCAGCUUAACACCAGUAAUAUACAUUCUACACCUUCAUUUGUAGGCUGUCUUCAGGAUAUUGAAAUAGACUUGAAUGUUAUUACUCCAGAGAAUGCAUCACCUGAAUCCUCUUUAAACGUCGAGACAGGAUGCAGGAAGAAGGACUGGUGUGAGAACCACCCCUGCCAGAACAGGGGCCGCUGCUCCAACCUGUGGCUGAGUUACCACUGUGACUGCUACCGGCCGUACGCGGGGCCAAGCUGCACAGCAGAGUAUAUUCCAGGUCGAUUUGGAUCUGAGGACUCCUCAGGCUAUGCUGCUUUUUCUGUUGAUGCUACUGAGAAUGAAAAUCUGAAUAUAUCAAUGUUUGUCCGAACACGCAAAUCUUCUGGCUUGAUACUGGCUUUGAGAAACAGUACCUGUCUCUAUGUAAGAGUCUACUUGGAAGGUGGGAAACUCGCAAUGUUAGCUCCAAAUUCCAGAAAGUUAUUAGGGAGACAUCCUAUAAAUGAUGGAAAUUUCUACCUAAUAACAUUAAAAACAGAACCAAAUAUGUUGGAAUUAUUCCAGUCCUCUCAAUACUUGGGCUUUAUUUCUACUCCAGUACUAACUACCCAAAGUAAGGACUUUCUUUACAUCGGAGGCCUACCAGACAACAGAGAAACUGAUAAAAAUGGCGGGUAUUUCAAAGGCUGCAUCCAGGAUGUAAGAGUGAAUAACCAGCCACUGGAAUUCUUCCCCCUCACUGGUUCACUGAAUUCUUUUACUAACCGAACCCUGGUCAAUGUCACACAAGGCUGCAGUGGUGACAACCUCUGCAAGUCCAGUCCUUGCCACAAUGGUGGUAUAUGCUAUUCAAUCUGGGAUGACUUCACUUGCUCAUGCCCCCCUAACACAGCAGGGAAAGCUUGCGAGGAAGUGAAAUGGUGUGAGCUUGGGCCCUGUCCUCAUGAAGCACAAUGCAAGCUGGUGCACCAAGGAUUUGAAUGUCUCGUUAACGCAUUGUUUAGUGGCCGAAGCAGUGCUAUAUUUUACAGAAGCAAUGGGAAAAUCAGCAGAGACCUCACCAAUAUCGUGUUUGGCUUUCGAACUAGGGACACAAAUGUGAUACUGCUGUAUGCGGAGAAGGAGCCUGAGUUUGUUAUCAUCAGUAUUCACAACUCCAAACUGGUCUUCCAACUGCAAAGUGGCAACAACUUUUACAUGUUGACCCUCACUAGCUCUCUGACCGUGAGUGAUGGGAAGUGGCACCAAGUGAUGGUGUCCAUGGUGGAGCCCCUGUCUCACUUCUCAAGGUGGCAUAUGAAUAUCGAUAACAAGGACACUGUAACCAGUACAACCACUACAGGAAGUCUCAACUUUCUACGAGAAGAGACAGACAUCCAUGUGGCUGACAAGGCUUUUGACAGUUUGGAUGGCCUGCGAGGAUGCAUGAGCACCAUAGAAAUCAGUGGCAUUUAUCUCUCCUACUUUGAAGAUGCUGACAUCCUGACUAAAAAACCUCAAGAGGAACAAUUUCUCAAAAUAUCUGCAAACCCUGUUCUUACAGGCUGCUUGCAGGAGGAUGCCUGCAGCUCAGAGCCCUGUAUGCACCAGGGGACAUGUGAAGACUUGUACACCUCCUAUCGCUGCGUUUGUCCCCCAGGGUGGGUGGGCACCCACUGCGAGACCGACAUUGACGAGUGCUUCUCCAACCCCUGCAUUCAUGGAAACUGCACAGAUGGGAUCAGCUCUUAUGAGUGUGUUUGUGAACCUGGCUACAUGGGGUUAAACUGUGAAGAGGACAUAGACUACUGCCGUGGCCACCAGUGUGCAAAUGGGGCCACCUGCAUAGAUGGGAUUCAUGGAUAUUCUUGCCUGUGUGCUGGUAACUUUACUGGAAAGCUUUGCAGAUAUCGAAGAUUACCUUAUACGGUUUGUGGGAAUGAAGACAGAAAUCUCACCUGUUAUAAUUACGGCAACUGUACUGAUCUUGGAGGCAAGCUGGCCUGUGCGUGCCUGCCAGGAUUUGCUGGAGAACGGUGUGAAAAGGACAUUGAUGAAUGCAGCUCUGAUCCAUGCCUGAAUGGAGGCCUCUGCCAGAACCUGCUCAACAAAUUCCACUGCCUCUGUGAUGUGAACUACGCUGGGGACCGCUGUGAGAUCGAUUUGACAACUGACUUGAUCUCGAACGUAUUCACCUCCCUUGGCUCAGUAACGCUGGCUUUAUUGAUCCUCUUCUUGGCAGUUGUGGUUUCAGUCAUUGCUGCCAAUAAACGGUCAACCCAAGGGACCUACAGCCCCAGCCGGCAGGAGAAAGACGGCGCCCGUGUUGAGAUGUGGAGCUUUGUGCAGCCACCGCCAAUAGAGAGACUCAUUUAAGGGAAGGCUCUCCUCCAUCCUGGAAGAUGAAUGGAUGUGGACAAGGUACACACGUUAGAUACGUUCAUUCACAUUCUGCUGCUGGAAGCACCUGUUGUAAAGAUUACAACGUCAAAUAAUUUCCUCUCAAGUUCAAUAACAUUUAAAUUUUUCUAGCUUUUAAGUGAACCAAUGCCAUUUAUCACUAUUCUGGGACAGUUUGUCCAAGGACAAUUUUUAUUUGCACUGGAAACUUCAGCCUUGGUAAUCUGCAGUAGGCAUUACAGACAGUAAUGGCUUCUGCGAUACUUGUAAGUGCCUGUCUCAGACUCAACACGAGGAACUGCUUCUUAUUUGAGUUUUCCCUUGCGCUGCAGAAGACAAUGCAGAUCCUAAUCAAUAAAGACAUAAUUUUGUUAUCAAAGGGUUUAUCACUAGAACUGUUUCACCAUAUUCAUCUGUUAAUCAGGGAUUAAAAGGAAGCUUGCAGAAACUCUCCAAAAUAAAUGUUUCAUGUUUAGUAGGUGUUCUUUCCUUCAAUUCUUUCAUUUUCCCCGCUGCCACUCUACUUUCUGCUGAAAAGAAUUUCACUUAACCUCUUUGGCAAACCCACGUUUCUCUGAGUAUGAAGGGUAUGUCCUAAAAUACCCAGCAGACAGAACCUGACCUUACAGAAGACAUAAAACAAAAACAUCCUAAACAAAUUCUGCAAGUCUAUAUAUUCUCUCAUUAUGAUAUAACUUGAUGCUUCAUUUUAUAAAGUAAUUGCAUCUCACUUUGCCAACAUUCUUUGGCUGCCAAAAAGGCAAGUGUGCUCAGAAAUGCUUUCCAAAGCUCACAGAAAAUACAAGCAGCAGCUUACAGGUAACACACUGACUUAAAAAUGAUGAAAGAAUGACAGCUCUGUAAACAGCGCUGGUGAUUCUCGUGGAGUUCAGACUUUCAUGUUAAUGAGGGAAAAUAAAUGUUUGUGCCUGAAUGUUCCUCUUUUGAAACAGCAAUAAUACCACCAUAAUCCUUGGUAGCAAAAUGAUUGCAACUGUUUGCUGAAAAAGAAACAAAUAUGUAAAAAGGAGUGGAAUGACUGCAAAUGUUUGGAAAAUAUAUUGUAAUGAGAGAGAACUGCAAAUCUUCCAGAGCAGUUAAUGGUUAGUGGCAGAGAGAAAAGAAUGUUCCAAAAAUACACUCAGGUUAAGGUUUUCUUGAACUGUAGUGGCAGAUAGCAGUAACUCAUCCAGCUAACUUACAUAUAUAGUGAAAAAAUUAAAGCAAUAAGACAUGGCUCCCACACCAACUGAGCCAACAGUAGAGAGGCAACAGAGCGGAAACUUCUUUAUGGCAUUUUGUUUUUCCUGCAGCUCAGCUUAUCUGUUCCUGCCAUUAUGAAACAUCCCAGAUGCAUGCAUCAAACCUUCAGUAGUUGUUCCAGGAGUUGCAUAACAGUUCACACACACUCAGAAUCCAAGGGUUUAAGUGAUCAUUUUAACUAAUGAUCAACUCAUAAUUCAUUUUUGAAUUAACCUCUUUGGGGGCUACAGAAUAUCGAUGUCAAUCACAUUUAUUUCCUUAUUAGCUGAUUAUCAGUGACUGAUAGUAAGCACAUUCUGGUUGCUUUCUCAGUCUUAACAGAUAUCUUUCAAAACAGAACAGGGCACUAUAGUAAAUAAGAGUGAAUGGAGGGAUUCAAAUUGAGUUAAAAGAGCAGCACGCUAAGGGUGGAAUGGCAUCACAACACGAAUGCACAACAAAUGUUACUCAAGCCCAGUUUACAGCUUUACCACUGAAGCUUAUGAUUUUGAAUGCAGUUGCUGCUGUACAACCACAGUUUAAAUCCAGAGUGCAAAUGGCAACCAAGGAAAGAAAAAAAAGAAGUUAACAAAAAUAUGAUGCUAAAAGGGAGAGAUUCAAGGAAGUUCUUUUGAAAUAUGGCAUUACAUAACAAUGGCUGUAAAGCUUUUAGUCAAAACUCAUUUAGCUCAGCAUUUCCCCACUACUAAGGAAUAAUAGGGAAUGCUAUGAAGUUUGUUCAGCACUAUCAUUAAUUGAAAUGGAUAUAUACAUGAAAAAAAGAAGAGCUUGACUCUAAUACAAGCUACACAGCAAGAAAGACAGCAAAGAACUGUGUAUGAGGAUGGGAUACAAGGGAUACAAAGUCAAAGCAACUUUCAAGAUGGCAAAGAUGCACCAUAAGCUGUGAGAACAAGAGAGUGAACAAGGAUAGAAGACUGAAGGCUGGGAAAGGUCUGAAGAGAGAGCUUGGAAAGUGAGGGGGAAUCUAGAAGCAGGAAUUGGGAGCAAAGAGCAGCAGUGGCUUUGGAACAGAAAGGCAGAUGCAGGGCAUGUGCUUCCACAUUUCUGCUUUAUAUUCCUGAAUUUCUGCUCAGUGAUAAUAGCUGUAUGGGCUAAAAGGAGGGGGAAAAAAUGAUAAAGAUUUUCAAGUGAAUAGAAGAGGUGGGAAAAGAAAAUAGAACUGAAAGCAGUAGAAGCAUGUAAUAAAGACCUAACUUUGAAAUCAACCCUGCUUUGAGCAGGAGGUUGGAGUAGAUGACCUCAGAAGGCUUCUUCCAGCCUAAAUUGUUAUAUGAUUCAAAGAAAAAGGACAACAGAGAGAAAGCAGCUGAAGAUGGAGGUCAGUCUGCAUGGAGAGCUAACGGGAAGGAAAACGUUCUUGUUCACAGUGAAAGACACAGCAAGGAGGAGGAAGUGGCUGGAAGCUCAUUCUGCACUGCUCAGUGGAUUGACUUUCUGGAUGAAAUCUUGGAAACACUGGGAAAACAAUCUGUAAUAACACACUGAGGAAAGUGUUGUCACACAGAGAAUCUCCAGGGCUGAGAAAGAUACACAGCCAGGAGUACAGAGAGAGGAAGAGAAAGAAGAUGAAAGCCUGAAGAGUUUUCAAGAAGACGAAAGAGAGCUCUGGAGGAAUACACUACAAAAGAAUUAAAUAGACACCCAUAAAAGCAUAAAGAAAUGGAAAACUCUCACUGUGGAACCCGAAUGUGGUUUGUAGAAGGAAAAUAAAGAAGAGAGAAAGCAAGAGGAAAAACCCUUAAACUAGAAUUAGAAUAAGUCAGGUGUGACUGACAUCUGUCUCGGUGGAGGGGAAAUGGUGAAAAUAGGAGUGUUGAAAAUUCUUGCAAAAGUAAGAGGAAAAAUGGCACUGAAAGCCAAUGACACUCAAGAAAAGUGAAGGCAAAAACUGGAUCACAGACUUUCCAGUGCAGCAAGGGUAAAGCUGGGCAUUGUUAACAGUGAGGUCAUGGAAAAGGGACAGAAAGGUUGGUGGUGAGUCAGGAAAUGAGGUCUACCCAAGUGAGGCAGAUCUGUGUAGGAUGACUUGAAGCAACUUUUAUUGAAAGUAAAGAUUAAAAUGUGAACAUAUUAUUGUUAUUUAUGGACAUAUAAGAAACAAAAAAGAAAAAGCCCCAAGGGAACAAAUUCUGUUUUAAACGUACUUUCUGAUAAGCUGAAUUAAAGAGCAGCACCCUAAAAAGGGCAGGGAGUCAGACUCUGCAGUUGGAAAAGCUUCACAGCACCUGGAGAAGCACAAAAAAGUUCCCAAAGUUGUGGCUACUUAGCAAGCUGUAGUGACCACAGUGAAGAAGCCUGACCCUUUUGGGCCAUAUCUCAGCCAAGAAACAACAGUUAAAGCAAAGGGGAAUACAUCAUAGAGAGCAUCUAAUACCAUCUUUGCUGAAAUUUCAACCAAGGAUUAAGCAGGUGCUGAGCUAUUUCCUGCUUCUCAGCCUGGGUCUAUUAUAGAAUACAUAGUGAAGCACACAAGGAGGAGGAAUAACAUAUAAGAGUCAUGGAGAGCACCUGCAACUCCAUACAGAACACCUAAAGAAUUCUGAAAAUGCAUUUUCUAACUAUCUCUCUUUGACUCAAAAGGCACAAGUAAAAGAAUUUGUAAUCACUUGCAGCCUAUCCAUGCAGGAAACAAAUGCACAAUAUGGCCCCAAACCUCACACAUUUGAAUUUUCUCUUUAUGUCUACCAGUCUUUUGCAAAGAAAAAGGUGCUAAAUUAAAGCAUGUGACCUGCUCUGUGCCAUAUCCCUCUGAAGGUGCACAGAAGCAUGGGGAGAAUUAAGUAAUUGAUUCCUCCCUUUUCACAGUCCCUCCUGUUUUCUCUUGGAAAGAGGUGACACCCAGCCUGCAAAGUUGCAAGGAGAGCCUUUGGACAGUUAGAGGAAAGUUUGGGUUAGAAAGAAUAAAAACACUGUGUCUGCAAUUUGGCCAGCUCCAAAUGAUUGUUGUGUACUAUUGUGUUAUGUGCCUUCUCCAUCUUAUGUAAAAUUAACUGUUCCUUCUCUGUGUGUACAUUGUAUAUUCACAGCCUAGAUGGUGUAUGUUACUAUGUUCUGUGUACAGUAUAAAAAUGACCAAUAAAUGAGAAUUAUAUUGA
This is a messenger RNA of Coturnix japonica (Japanese quail), 9021 nucleotides long. RefSeq names its product crumbs cell polarity complex component 1 (gene CRB1). Gene Ontology annotation, cellular component: signaling receptor complex; plasma membrane; cell surface. Gene Ontology annotation, molecular function: Notch binding; calcium ion binding. NCBI's taxonomy places the organism in Eukaryota, Metazoa, Chordata, Aves, Galliformes, Phasianidae. The record is from RefSeq and is a predicted model, not a curated record. Gene Ontology annotation, biological process: Notch signaling pathway; axon guidance.